Messenger RNA from Porites evermanni, 1014 nucleotides. Lineage: Eukaryota; Metazoa; Cnidaria; Anthozoa; Scleractinia; Poritidae. The record is from the annotation of a GenBank genome assembly.
AUGGCGGCGCUCAGUGAAAAGUCGUUCAAAGAUUUGACCGUGGAAGAAAUUGCCGAAUUACUUAAAGGUGAACCUAACAAGAAUACCCAAAAAUCGACAAGAGGAAGUCGCUUAAUUUUUGAUGCGUACCUUCAGGAGAAAGGCAUUCGAAAUCCCACGACAGCUGAGGAAUUGGCGACUAUUUUGAGAAAAUUCUACGCCGAGGCGAGGAGAAAAGAUGGAAAUUUUUACACAAAAACCUCGCUUUGUGCCAUCAAAUUUGGUCUAAGUAGACACUUCAAGCAAGUACUUAAUGUCGACAUAACAAAAGACGUGGAAUUUAAUGAAGCCAACCGAGUUUAUGCAGCACAAUGCGCAGAAUUGAAGAGACAAGGACUUGAAAAAACUGGUACGAAAGCUCUAUAUGAACACAUACCUCCAAUUGACGACGAAGACAUAAAGAAAUUAUACCUAAGCGGUAUCUUCAGCACAAAAAACCCAACAACUCUACAAAACAAGGUAUUCUUUGAAAUAAUAUUGUUUUUUGGUCGCCGUGGCUCACAACUAAGUCUGCGCCAACUUAAAAAGAAUGACUUUGAAGUAAAAAUUAACUCACAAGGCAAACGCUGCGUAGUGAAAGUACCUGAUCACAGAGCAGACAACGUUCAAGCUGGAGAAAGAGGAAUAAUGAUAGCAAUCGAUAGUCCCUUCUGCCCCGUUUUUUCCUUUGAAAAAUAUUUGAGUCAUUUGAAUCCAUUCAGUGAGUUCCUUUUUCAGCGUCCAAAGUCAUGCGGUGACGGGCUAGUUUGGUAUGACAACAUGGUUAUCGGUGAGAACACUCUCGGGAAGAAGAUGAAAGUUAUCUCACAACAAGCGGAGUUGUCAAUAAUAUACUCAAAUUAUUCAAUAAGGUUAACGACAAGUACUAUACUCGACAUGUUGGUGAGUGACCUCAGAAAUGAGAGCAGCAAUAGUGAAACAGAUUUCAUAUUCACACGAACAUCAAGGCGAUCACGUUUCACAAAUGAUCAUUGA